UUCAAUUCCAAACUAACAUGAGCAGCAUAUCUAAAAUCGGUGUAAAGAACUGAUCCAGGGGAACACGUUCCUGAAAUGUUUUCUUGCGGUCCUUCAGAAUGACAAUUUGACAAACAUCUAACUACCUACUAUGUCCUACGGAUUUCGCCUACUUUACCCUGAUAGGAUGUAAGCUGGCUAACGAAACUAGAUCUGGAACCUACUCAGUAUUCCUAAAUACCACGCCUGCUCCGUAGGCAUCUGAAGUAAUAGCCAUGAGCGUGGAGUCAUAUGGAAGAUUUGGGGCUGAUGAUGACGAUGAUGAUGAGCAUGAUGGUCCAGGGCGCCACAUAUCCCCUCCAGAAGACCACUGGAAUCUCAUUUAUAUGGCACUGGUGCUGGCUGGGAUUGGCUUUCUUCUUCCUUACAACAGGUUAUGUGGUGUCUCUUCUGAUGUUAAUCUUUGUAAGCUUCUUUGAAAUAUGGUGGCCCAAUAUAUUUAGAGCUGAAAUAUCAUAUAAGAUAAUUCUGAUCUCCGUCUCAGUUGUUGCUUUUGGAUGUACAGUCCAGCAGUCAAGCUUUUAUGGUUACACCAGCAUGUUGCCAAAACGUUAUACUCAGGCAGUCAUGACAGGAGAGAGCACUGCCGGCUUAAUCAUCUCCGGGAAUCGCAUUGUGACAAAGCUGUUGUUGGACGACCAACGAACCAACACCAUGAUCUUCUUCGUAAUCUCCAUAGUAUUUGUAUUCAUCUGCCUCAUCACGCAUGUUGCUGUACAGAAGACUACAUUUAUACAGUUUUAUCUCAACUUGUGUCGAACCAGUGAAGACACUGAUGACCUCAAAAGAAUUACAUUAGAACCAUCAGAAGAUAAUAUACUGGUUGAUGUGGCAGGUGGUGUAAGUGGUGAGGGAAGUGCUGAAAGUUCUUAUGGUGGAACAGUGACACCAUCUGAUUCUGUUGCCACUUUCCACUCGGCUGCAACUCUCCCAGUGUCUGCAUCCAUAGAUCCAAUUUCAUCUUCAUCACCCAACUACAGGGUUGAACAUGUGAUCGUGGGAAGAGUGAGAGGAGGUUAUUCAUCCACUUACACAAGAUCUAUUAGGAUGUGGUCAGCUAUUAAGAGGGGAGUCAUAGCACGCUGGCAUGUUAGUCGUAAUGUAUGGCAAUACAUGCUUUCAAUAGCUUUGGCUUACUUUGUGACGUUGUGCUUAUACCCUGGCAUUGAAACUGAAAUUGUGUCAUGCCGACUGAAAUCGUGGAUGCCCGUCAUAAUAAUGGCUAUUUUUAACCUCUUUGAUUUUUUUGGCAAGAUUUUGGCCUCACUUCCAUAUGACUGGACACGUCGCCAACUUGUUGGGGGAUCUGUGGCACGCAUACUUCUAGUCCCAAUAAUGAUGAUGUGUGCGGCUCCUCGUUCCAAGCCAAAGAUUUCUGGUGAAGUAGUUCCACUUCUUAUAUCAGCAAUGCUAGGGCUAUCCAAUGGUGUCUUGGGAUCUGUCCCCAUGAUACUUGCUCCAACAAAAGUGGAAGAUGAACAUCGGGAGCUUACUGGAAACAUCAUGACUUUCUCUUAUUAUGUAGGACUUACCCUUGGAGCGUCUGUUGCAUAUGGGUUACAUUAUGGCAUCUUAGGUCCUUCCAUUUCCAACCAGUGUAAAGUUAAAGUAGCCAUAAUACCUGCACUGCCAACUUCUUCCUCAGAUGUUACAACUCCUCACUUUAUUCUUCAGUCAGUGCAGAAUAUUUCUAGAGGAAUCUAAUUGCUUAAAUUCUCUGCAUAUCAGUGUUAAUCCUAAAUGUGUUGUAAAAAAUACUCAUACAUAUAUAUACAUAUAUAUAAAUAGUAUAUAUAUUUAAUAAUUUACACUACAUAUGUUUGCUCCACCACAAACCCAUUACUUUUGGUAUUGCUCAAUUCGUCACACACUAUCUCAGAUAUACAAGUCUUUAAUGAGAGAAAAUCAGCAACUGCCAGUAAUUCAGUACAUCCACAUAAGGAUCCCCACGUCCCUAGUAACAAAUCAAUUAGCCUGAUCUGUUUGCCAGUACUUACUGGUUUUGUACCCAUUUGAAUAUUAGUAGUUAACGCUACUGGAUGGUUCCAGAAUUGCCAAAAAUGGUGUGGGCUUUAGAUCUGCUUAUGGGUCUUCAUCUGUUGUUUUCAGACUCUCAUUUGCUCUCAGUUCUCAGGUUGACAACAUGGCUAUUAUGAAGGAAGUACCUUCCUUGGACAUUGCUGCCCUGACAAUGCUCCUGGUGUUCAUUCUGUAUAGUGCUCCAGUCUUAUCCCAAGCAUGUUUGAUUUCAACUUAAGUGAUAGAGGUCACCUGCUCGGAAAAUAAGUAUAGUGACCAGCUAAGGAUUAUUUUUUCUUCAAACUCCUGGGGCAGAUAAAGGGUAUCCUGCGUUGUUUUAUAAUUUUCAUUUCAUUUAUGCCCUCCCUGGUCUGGAGAGGAGGAUUUACCUGUGGCUUCACAGCACUGACAUAUGCCAUUUGCUGUAAGACCAACCUCAUUGAUGACGGCUGAGGUUCUUGGCUGUGCUCACCUGAGUUUUCCUCAGUAUGUGAACAAACAUUGGACUUCCAGAUUUCAGAUGGAGACUUACUGGAGAACUAAGAGAGCUCUUGCCAUCAGUUAGCAAAGCUGUUGUUAUCCAAGAUAGAAAGCCAUAGAAAUAGAAGAGAUCUCUAUGAUAGAGUCCUUAGAUAGUGAGAACUCUAAUGCACACUGAUGAUUGUUUGUUCAGUGAGACCUUGGAGGAUAGAGAGACUUCUGGUUGAUGGCUAGUUGACAGGAGUGGAUCCCAAGAUCAAUUAGCACCAUACUGUUCUGUGGGGGUAAAGAUAGAGGACUUUUUGAAGACCAAGUGUUUUGUGGUACUGUUUGACCAGACUUUAGUUCUCUCAUUGAGAUGAGAUGGUCUUGUAUCUAUUAUCCAACAAAGUGAUAAAAAAACAUGGAGAAUACAACUUGAAAAUGGGUUUUAGACUUUGUUUAUAUAUAUAUAUAUCUAUGUUGGACUUCAAAGAUCUCGGUUUGGGCAAAGUUACGGACUUUUACCUGUUUCCAGCAGUGAAUAAGCAGAGAAGCGCGCGCGCACACACUUUUUCUCUCUGAUUGAUAUACUUGUGAUUUGUGUGUUUUAGUUUUUUAAAGUUAUCUUUUGGUUCAGAUAGAUUGAAAAGUCUUCAAGAAACCAAUAUCCAUAAAACUCUCUGAAGUUUUUGUUGCUUAAGUGUGAUUUUAACCAAGUCAUAAUUCUGAUGCAAAUUUGUGAUUAUACAACUGCUUAUCAUAAGUAAGGUGUUAAUAGUAACGCCCCUAAUCAUAAUGGUUUUAUGUUCUGAGAUGAAGUCUGCUCACUGCUAAUUCAGAUUUUCUGUUUUGGAACUUGGACUUUUAAAAAAAUAUUUCUCAGGGACUUUUCAAAAAUAUUUCUCAAGAUAAUGUUUUCUCCAAAAAUAUUUCUCAAAUGUACAUUUUCUCAAAUAUAUGGAAGUUGAGGGCUAGCUGCACUUCUAAUUAAGUUCCCUCCUCCCCCUAACCCCUCAGAUUUUUUCGUAGCUGGAUCAGAUACCACAAAAAAAUAGUUUUACUACUUUUGGCCUAGGGGAUUCUUAAGUGUAUGUAAUGUGUUUGGCUACCAGAUGCUACUGAUUUGUUUAUUAUGCAGAAGAUUGAUGUGUCUGGUAUGUUGUGUGACACACAAAAUUGGCUUUAUUCUAAGUAAUGGCUUGUAUGAAAAGAAAUUUUUAAAAAUGUACAUGGUUAUAUUUCAGAUGGCUUUCUUUUGGGAAUUUUAUUUUUUUUAUAAGUUAUUUUAGAUUUUUAUUUUUUUAUUGCUUUUCUCCAUAUUUUUAAUGCAUAUAUUUGUUGACAUAUACGGUACUGAAAAGCUAAUUGUAGGGACAUUUUAUGGUAUUGUCACCAUUUGAACUGGGCAGCUGCAUGUAAAAGGAAUAGCUAUUGCAUGGAAUAUGAUGUAAAUUAUCAUAUUUUGUUCAUUGAACAUAUAGUACAUGAACUAUGAGAUUUUUGGCACAAGCUCUUUUUUAUUGCAGUUUCAGCCUGGGUACGAACUGUUGGCAUUGUAGGAGUUGAAGUUUUGCUGAUUUUUUUUGUAUUUCACAAGUUCAUACAGUUGUGAUUGGUUGAAAUUCAGUACAGAAUGUAGCUGUUUCUAAAUGUUCAAAGAAGUGUUGCCAAACAAUAAUGAAUAGCCAAAAAUGAAUGCUUUACUUAGGCUUAAGCUCUGUCUCAGGUGAUAUCCCCUCCCAAAGAGUAGUUACUGGAGCAGUAAUGGUGCAUAGUUUGUAUUAGUAAUUUGGUUUUGUUGAAGUCUCUUGUGAUAACAGAACUACUUAAACAAAUUUUGACAGAUUUCAAUGUAUGACUCUAUUUUGUUGUAUUCCUUGAAUUUUGUAUGAGUUUUGCAAAUUUCCUAUAGAUGAGAUUUUUGCAUAUUAUUUUUUUCAGAAAAUAAGAGAUGAAAGUCUCAAAUUUUUAGGAUAUGAUCAAACAUUUAUUACUAGUUUUUUCCAUGAUCUGCAGAGAAAUCAGAAGUGACCGAGAAAAACAGUGUAUAGUGGUGGUCCAAGAAUUUUUAUUUUAAAAUAGUUUAACCAGACAUUGGAAUUACUGUACAUUUCUAAAUUCGUAGAGUUGGCCCAAUGGAUUUGUUGAUAUUACACGGUGAAAAAAAAUCAGUGCAGAGUUAAAUUAAACUAGUUGGAUAGCUGGGAGGGGAGAGGCAAAAGGAAAAAUGAACAGUAGAUGACAGGGAUUCGUGCAGUUGAGGCCUAAAGGGACAUUGUAGGUGAUUUGCUCGUGUGGAAGAUAGUGGCUUCUUGAAUGAAGAUAUACUUUAUCUUAUACAGUUACCGCUCCAGUUUUUUUCAUGAACUGUCGUGUUUGUGGCUUUUUGGCAGAAAUUACGAAAAUUUAACUACCUUAAGAAAUUCUUUUUAAAAAAAUUACCAUAUCUGUUAAAUAUGUGCAAGUGAUUGUUUGAGAUAACAAAAUGCCUUUAGCUAUAAAUGAACCUAUCAUGAUAUACAGUAUACUAUAUUUACUGACAAAGGAAAAUAAAUUAAAUAAAAAAUUUUAAAUGUAUACAGUAAGAGCUACUUUUAUGACUGAAUGCUUAGUCAGUAGUUUUUUGAGCACAGGAACCUAGAAUAUAGCAUUAGAAGUUAUUGUUUUGAAAAUAAUAAAAUAUAUUUAAAUAUGCUUUAAAAACCACACAGUCAGUCUCAUACCAUAUUAGUAAAGAAAGACCAUCAAUUUUGAAAAGUAAUUUAACAGCAAUUGUCAGUAUUCUAUCAUAAAAUGUGUGCCAUAAAAUUAGAAAAAUAUCGAUAUAAAAUACAAAUGUUUUCAUGGGAAUUUUUUAGCGUAAAAGUACAGUGAAAAUACUGCAUAUUUUCAUGUAUAAGAUGACUUUUAGAUAAGACAAGUUAAAAAAAAUUUUUAAAUUUUCAUGAAUUUUUCUCAUAUCUGUAGUAUAAGAUGACUUCUAAAUUACAAAACCAAAAUGUUUUUUGGAGAAAAGUGAUUAUUUGCAAAAAUUAAACAGUACAACUAUAUUUGUAAUAAUGAUGACUAAAUUACAGGUGGUUUUGCAUGUUGUAUCCAAAUACAGUAGUAUUACUAUUAUCAUAUUGUUACUGUAUUACACAAUAUAAACAUUGUCAUGUACACCAUUUGCAUUUCAUAUUGUUUAUAUUCCCAAAAUCUCGGCUGAUUGCGUAUUAUUGACAUCUUCAUUGCCAUUACUAGUUGUUAGAAGAGAUAUACAGUAAUUCAGAGAUACCUUUUCUCGUAAAUUAAUGAAGUAGUAUGGUUGAAAAUGUGCACACACUACUAAGUUGUUUAAGCAUUAGGUGCGAUUUCUCCAGUUCUGAACAUCAUUUUGCCUGGCCGUUAUUAGUUUUAUUCAGCCUCGGCUAUAACCUACAGCUUUAAUUUACUAGUACGUAUAUUCUUUGUUGAGAUCUCCGUUGCAUGAGGGAUGAACAAAAAUUUAUUUUAUUUUCACUUAUGGAAGCCACCAUUGAAAAUCAGCAAGGUUUAACAACUUAAGAAUUUUAAUGGCUCUCUUAAUAAAUGCCAAUAGUCAUGGUAUAUGACGUCAGCAAUCGGCUGUUUCUCAAUUCGGUUGUUUAUGUCAAUACAGGUUUACAAUUGCUUCAUCUAUAAUUCUAAAAACCAGAAUUUUUUAAAUGAGGAUGGAGUAUCAAGAGACUAUUGCCUCCUCCAUUAACUUCUUACACUGAUAGAUAUCCACUUGCAAAAGUUGAAUAAUAGUUGUCCUAAGAAUAAUGAUAAUUUUAAUAAAACAUGUUUUAUUGUAUCUAAUAAUAUUGCAUGUAUUGUAUACGUAGUACAAUUUGUGAACACAGUGAUGAUGCGCCAUUUGCAUUCUGGUUUUGUUUACAGUCUUAAAAUGGUAAUCAGGCAAUCACGUUUUACCGAUAUCAUCACUGUUUUUAGUUGCUGAAUGGAACUUAAUUCAGAGAUACAUUUCUUUUGUAAAUUAUCGAAUCUGGGUUUAACAAAGCAGGUUCCAUAUGUAUUAUGUUUUUCAUGCAUACGUCGCCUAAAAGAGAAACCAUUUUUGUUUACGUUUCACGCCAUUCUCAAACAACCACUAAUAACAAUACAAUAAUGAAUGAUAAUUAUCGUACACAAUUAUCUUUCACUUGACUGAAUUGUACUAAACAGUUACAAACAGCUUUGAUUGCUGCCUCACUUAAUGUUUGCUGCGAUUUUAUUAUAAAAGCAUGGGGGAACGUGAAAAUAGAAAGUUAAAAGAUCAUUUUAAAAAAUGCCAUGGAUGGUACCGAAAAUGAAUUGUAUGAUAUUGAUGACAAAGCCAAAGCCGACUCACCAGAACCAGACUGGAAACCCUAUGAUGGUGGCAUAUGUGAUCAGUCUUGUGAUAUAUAUGAGAAACUUCUAAUGAAAAAUGAAUAUUAUGUUAUCUUAAAUGUUAUUUCUUCUGUAAUUAAACUAUCAUUGAAAUUUCUUAAAGGUUACCGAAAGAUAAAGGUUACUGUGAGAGCAACCGUAACUCGAUAUUUACAUGUUCUCAUAUGGGAUCACAUAUAAAAGUUGGUUUCAUUGCUAUAGAAUUACUACUCAAAUAGGCAGUUUGUUAUGAAGAUAUGCCAAAAAUGUAUAAGUUAUCAGCUUAUAUCAUAAUGUGAAUCUUCAUGUAUGUUAGUGGUUAUCGCACCGAGGCCGAGACUAGCCUACUGAUACACAUCUUAGAAUUUAACAUUUGAUUUUUAUAAUUGUAGUAUAAGACAAUCCCCAAAUUUUUAGGGGUGAAUUUUCAGAUUUAAAGGUCAUCUUGUAUGCGUAAAUAAACGGUAAACAUUAAAAUCAGCUUUGUCUAAAAAAAAAAAUUGAAACAAAUAUAAAUUAAAGUAGACCAGUAAAUGCUUUUAAUAAAUAUGGAAAAAUCAUUAUUCAAGCAAAUAUGUACGUACAGUGUUCCCCUAUAUUCGCAUGGGAUACGUGCCAGACCCCCUUUCCCAUGAAUAGCUAGAAUCUGCAAAUAGUUGAAACCCCUAUAAUAAAAACGCUUAAAAUUGCCUAUGUAUUUUGUUAGUUCAAACUCGACCCACAAAAAAAUUUUUAUACCUGAUUUUUUAAAUUGUUUUAUCACAAAAGUGAUGAAUUUAAAAAAAAAAAAAAAAAGGAUUUUGUGGAUAUUUCUCAUAGAAAAAUACUGAGAAUAAUAGGUAGAUAUGGCCCAUAGAGAAAUCUGCGAAUAUGUGAUUCCACGAAUGCCGAGAACGCGAAUAUGGGGGUCCACUUUACAUGCAAUAAUAAUUCAUUGCUAAUUGAUGAUAUUUUGCUAGGAAGACUCGGAUUCCUCUGUAUUCUGAUUGGCAUGUCAUGUAAACAGAAUUCAGUACUAAUAUGCCAUAGAACUAAAAAUAUGUGAUCAGAAUUGUUAUACAGUAAUUGAAAUAGCAACUUUACAAGCAUACUGAAAAAUAUUUGAUAUUAAUGCAUUGUGUUGUUAAUAUCUUGUUAUACAUUUCUGUAAUAAUGAAACAUUGUUAUAGAUUACUGUGAUAAUGAAACCAGUCAUGUUGCUUGGCUUCAUUAGGCUGACACACACACACACAGAAACUGUUCUUAAAAAAGAUGUGAAAAUUGGAGGAAGUUGGAGGAGUUGCAUAGCCAUGUAGUAGGAGAUGAGAAUAGACAGAAUGCUAAAGGCCAAAAGCAGUGCAGCUGGGGUAUCUACAGUAUGCCACAAAAGGUAUACUUUAAGUAAUAACCCUGUACAUGUUAUUGACAAUACAUACCUUCAGAAUGUAGUAGAAAAGUCUGUGCAAGUAGAGAGAAGGGGGUGGGCCUAAAUCUCCUUUGGUUCCUGCUUCUCGGUUUCUCUCUCUACUGGAGAGUAACUGCAAAUUUAUUUAUCCAGUGUUAUAGGUAAAUAACACAGUAUAAAAGAUUAUCACUGUACACACAUGGUAGACAAGAGUUUUUGUUACUGGUAUGUAAUGUUGACAGGUAAUUUUGCAAAAUUCUGCAAAAUAAAAUUUGGAAAUAUCUUUUAGAUAUUUUCACAGCAUCAAACACUUUGCUAUGUACGUAUUUAUGGACUCACCGUUCACACAGACUAGACUUACACCAUAGGUUAUGCGAGGUUCUAAAAGUUCAUGGUAGGUUAGGUUCAUUGCAGUAUGCAUUCCAAAACAUUCUGUUUUGCAAGAGGCCUGAGAACCAGCUGGCCAACUGUACUUUCUAUGCAUAAUGUAGUACCCUUAUUUUUUCUUUAACUGGUAUUCCAAGUAUGAUAUUUUAGCUGCAGCCAUACUGUUCCAUUAUGCAUUAAUUCAAGAAGUUUUUAUAACAAUACUUUUUAGAGAAAACUGGCAAAUUGAAACUUUAAUUGUAUUGAGGGGUUCAUUUUCAAAAAUAGGCAAAAAUAUUGUAGUCCAUUUUAAAAAAAUAGCUACCAAAGAAAGAACAAAGGUGCUGAAAGGAGAGGCUACUAGUUAUAUGUAUGAUGAACACUGGUUUGAAGUUACUCAAGUGUGUAACUAUUUCACCCAGGCCAGGUGGAAAGAAAAAGUAAGGGGAACAAAGAAGGUUCCUAAAGCUUGGCAGCAUUGGAAAAGAAAUAGUCACUGAAUGUACUACUUAACCAUGGGUGACUUGGAGACAGCUGAAAUACCAGUUAACUUCAUUUUUGCACUUUAGGUGAAUCUUUACUAUCUGAUAGUUUAUCCUCUUACCCAGUAAAAUUAACCAAAAAAAAAAUGAGCACUGGACGUUAAAUAUACAGUAAAUAAUCCCUUGGAUUAUUUACAGUAAAGACUUGAAAAUGAAGUAAUGUGGUUAAAAUCUAAUGGAAUGAAGUUUUUUAAUGUUUGAGAAUGGAAAAUGUGUUAAUUUUACCACAACUGGCCUUUUUAAUAAAGUCAUAGGAUUAUCCUGGCAGACAAGCAAUUUUAGUCACAGGAAAAGGCAAAGGAUGCAGGUGAAUUGUAAUUGGUGAAAAAAAUAAGUUUGAUGUUAAUGGGGCAUUUCAAAAUCCUUAAGUACUUCUUACAGUGUGCUAUUCAAGUCACACUCUUGGCAGAAUGUUUGGGAACCUAUUAGUAAUAUCAUUCAAGUCACUUGAGGCAGAACCUGUAUGAACCUGUUCUCAUUACCCACUACUUUCGUACAGCGCUCAUGACUUGAGAGAAAUCAAUGUGGAUGUUAAAUUUGGCUGACAUAUAAGGGGAAGAAAGUACAGUAAACUUCCCUUUUCCCAAAGAGAUUGCUGUUGGAAGAUUCUUUGAUAUUAACAAAGACAACAUGCCUUAAGUAAGUGCCUCUGAUAUUGAGAUCUGGGAGAGGGUGAAACUUCAGAUAUCUGAAGCAACAUUCCUGCAGCCCUAGAGAUGAUGCACUGACAAGUGAGAGUUGAUGUUAGUGGCUUCCUACUGAAUGACAGUGCAAAAAUUCCAUUCACAUUCAUAGUUCGAUUUUCUGCGCCACAUCAGUGAAGCAAAUUGAAGGAACAAUGAUGGCAUCAGUAACCCUUCUCUCCCUGUCUCUGCCAAAUUAACCCUCCUUGUUCGUUCACAGCUGGUCCAGUAUACAGGCUGAAGGAUACUUUAUUUAUGAAAGGCAUAGUGUUUAUGUCCCUUUAGGAACAAUUCCAUUUACAUCUAAAAUUACAUCUUCUGUCACCCUAUUAAUGACAUGGUCAACUGUCAAGAAGUAGCCAAAGGAGAUUAGGAAUGUACAAGAGCGUAUAAAAGAAAGUUGAAAAAUGCAAAGAAUGGGGUCACAUACAGGAAUUUAAUAACUUUUAUUGUGAUGAUUUUUUAAAAAGUUUACUAUCAAUAUAUCACUUGUAAUUAAAAUGAUGGAAGUGAUUUCAGGGUAAAGACUUAAGGAUUAAAAUUAAGAAAGUAAGAGUAGAUGACAAUAAUAGUACAUAAAUUUUUCAGAGGUCUGAAUAGAGGGGGUUGAUCAUAGCAUUGAUGUCCUUGCCUUGUUAAAAGAAGCAAAAUGUAUGUAUUAACUGUUCAACAAAUAUGAGUGGUCUAGUAAAAUAGGUUACAUUAAGUCCUGAAAACCAGUGAAGUAAAUACUAUACAUGUAUAUGCAAAGACUGAAGAAAAUUCUGCAAUUUAUUAAUAUACUGCUUGGGCACAGUGAGUAAAUAUUUAUCAUAUGAUUUCAAAGCUUUAUUAAUUUCUAAAUAGCAGUGGCUUAAAACCACAGAAACACUGAAGGAAACACAACUGCAUAUCAAAGAAACACUAAAAUAGAUAGCUGUAGAUGGCACAAGGCAGGAGUUAUAACAGAAUAUGUAAUCAGUAUGGUACACAAGCUUGAUCAAGAAUACUAACUACUGUCUUCAGUCUUCAGAAUCCUUUAUUGCCAAAAUAUGUUAUGGGAGUUAUUCUUUGAUUUCAACAAAUGGGUUUUAUACCAUAGAAAUUAGCUUUGUAGUAUAGUAGAUUUAUACUCUUACCUGAAUUAACAGAAUGAUGGACUAAUGCUAUACACUGUCAAGGUAUAUCUUCAUAGUGGAUUAUAUGGGAAAAGCCAUCAUACCUAAUAUACAUAUACACUGACACAUGAAAACAAUGAUCUCAUACGUUUUUAAUACAUUGCUGAAAAAUUCAUGUUUAGCCUCAAGUUUCACAUUUUUAAAUAUUUAAAUUUGGAACAAAGGGUCAUACAUUUGGAUUUUUUGUCAUUUGUUGCAGUUGCUAGCAGAGAGUUUACAUUAUUACUGUUUCUGUAACACUCACUCAAACUCUAGUCUGUUAUUCUAGUCAUGAAACUGGAGUAUGUGUGAAAACUCUAGUUAACAAAUUUCAUAUGACCAAAGUGAUGGAGCUUUUCAGAAGGUAAGCCAAAGCUAUGUAUUGCCAUAUUGUAAUUUAUUUCAUCUCUGUUGUGGCAGGUACGUACUUGAAUUACAUUGUCAUUUCGUUUUGUGGUUUUGUGUUAUAAUUUUUGUCAUAAACUCAUAUCAUAGGUUAUAAAAUUUAAGGUCACCUUUACAAAUUGCCUUUAGAAUGUGUGAUACCAUUGUAAUAUUUUUUCAUUUAAGUACUCAUAGAAUAGAGGUUUUGUAUGCUAUUUACUGUAUUAUACACUGACAAUUAAGCAACCAGUUGUAGAAAUAUUAUUUAUGUAAAUUCAUUGACCUCAUUUAAAUACUCACUGAGUUUUUUAAAUGCUGAUUCCAAGAAAAGUAUGCAAGAAUGCAUCCGUGAAAUUACAUUAAAGGAUAAAUUACUACAUGCAGUCAAAUACUUUCUUUUUUCAUUUUUUCCAUUUAAUUUUCUGAGUCAUUACUUUUUUACAUUCAAAUAUGUGGCUUUCAAAUCAUUUGGAAUUGCUGUGGAAGCUAUGAAUUCAAGAGUGGGUAGUAUGAAAAACUUGAGUAUCUUUUGGCUGUUUGUCCUGGAACUGAAAUGAUCAGAUAAGGCUUAAAUUUUUCACAAGCCCACUUUUAGAAAAUAUAAUAGUAAGAAAACAAAAUAAGGUGAAGCUAACAGAAGUGUUGGGGUGUAAACCAGAAAUUGUAGUGGUUUCAUACAGUCAUUACUUAUAGGACUGGAUUUUAAUCUGAAGUAGAUUUAAGAUGUGAUGCAAAAUUAAAUGACACUUGCCAAAACAAUAAUAACUGUAAGUCAGUCCAGUGUAAUCAUUGAUUCCAGAAGAAUAUUCCAUUUGAAAUCAUCACCAGAGAAAUCUUCAGUGGCCAUGCAUUAUGGAAACAAGUAAAUGUACUUGUGUUAAUUAUUCAUUUUAAAAUUUAAGGACAACUAUUUAGCAAAGAUGUACGUACUGUUAAAUGUUGGGUUUUAUGUUAAGACCCUGCAAUUUUCCCUAUAAAUGAAACUGCAGGUUAUGGUUGUUUUCUCGGAAGCAUUAAAAGACUGUCAACACAUUCAGUUAAUUGAUUUUCCAUCCUGUUCCAGGCCUUCUUUGAAAAUCGUUGCAUGCUGGAAAAUUGUCGAAAAUCGUCAAAAUACUUACUUUGAAUGCUUGGGUGUAUAUUGAAAACUAUGUAAACAUUUUUAUUGUGCUUUUCCUAAAAAACCGUCAGAUAUUGUUUACUGUAUGUACUCUGGUAAAGUUUGAUAUUUAAAGACCAAUUUUAUGGUCUAAUAUUUUGGGAUUGAACAUUACACGUGGUAUAGGCUAGUUUCAGAAAAGUGCAAGAGGUUUGGCACUAGACCAAGCCUAGGCUUUGGAUUUCCCGACAACAGAAUAAAUACAAAUGUUGUUUUACCUAUUUGAGAAUCUUUUAUUAUUGUUAUGUUGUUUCUAUAUUGGAAAAGUGCAAACUUAAAGGAAUAGGCUAAGCCUACCAUACUCUUUGGAUUUCCUGACAACGAAGUCGACAAAGUAGUAUUUUUUCCACAGAAGUCGCCAAACUUUUAUUUUUGUGUACUGAUAACGACAAUAAAUAUAAAAGUUAUUUUACUUAUCUGAGAAUCUUUUAUUAUUGUUAUGUUGUUUCUAUAUUUAUGGCUGUUCUAGGCUAUAAUAAGAGCAAAUUACAUUUCCCAAACGUAAACAAAGUACUAGUCGCCAUUUGUAUUUCGUCAGCUGAUAACUCUUCAUUUACGAUUCACAAAGAACUUUGUAUUUUUUUAUUCUUUUGGUAAAAUGAUGCUGUGAAGUUAAAAACUUAGUCAUGGAAUACAUUUAAUGAAAAAAAAUUGUGAAUUAAAUAUAAAAUGGAAAAUUAUUUUAAUGACAUCAAAGACUGCUCUCAUCGAAGCUAGCAAAUAUUUUCUAGAAUUUUUCCUCUGUUAUAAUGUCAUUAUAUCUUUCAUUAUAGCUCUCGGUAUCUCCAUUAGGUAAAGAUAGAUAAAGAAUAGAAAUGAAAGGUCAUUAUGUAUACUGUUCAGAAGUUUCAGUGGUUGAAGAGAGAUAAUAAAAAUGGCAGAAGUAGGUUCUGCACAGAUUACCACUGUGUGAACAAAGUUACUAAGUUGAAUGCCUUCCUUCUGCACCGAAUAAACAACUGCGUCGAUAACAUGGGAAGCACACAGUUUAUUAAAAAGUGACUUGUUGAAAGUAUACUGGUGCAUCCCACUAUGGACCAGGCUCAAAGUCUCAGCUUUCAUGGGGUGUUCAAAUAUAAUGCAAUGCUCCACAGCAUAAAGAACACCCCUGCUACAUUCUAGUGUGUGAUCAGUAGUCUGAGGAGGACUGGAUGGGAUUGUUGCCUAUUUAGAUGACAUAAUCAUCUAUAGUGACUCCUGGGAGAAGCGCUGUAUGCCCUGCUUAAGAUAUUAGUGAGGGCCAUACAACAUUUUGUUGACUGAAUAAAGUCGCACUACAGUUGUAUACUUCGUAGGCCACGAUUCUUUCCUGUCCAUCCAGGCAAAGAUAAAGAUGUACUUUGUAAUACCCUGCUCCCUUAUUCUACACAUUGCACUGCUUUUUUGAGUAUCAUACUACCAGGAAUUCUGUCUGAACUAUGCAACACUUAUAGCACUUCUAAGUGAUUUCCUACUGAAAAAUGGGAAGUAUCUGAGCACGGUGCCAAGAAGCAUUUUACUUACUGAAAAUGUUACAAAUGCAUAAUGUGUGCUUCAAGGACUGAAUUUCAAAAAAAUAUUAGAAAUUGCAGGAUGCUAGCAAUCUGGGAGCUAGCAUGUAUCAACUCAAAAAACCCUACGACCUGUAAAAACACAUCAGUAACUCAGAAAGAAACACCACACCAACUAUCACCUUUGCAUGAUCGUAGAUACACCAUUAAUCCCAACCCCAUACUAUUGCUCUCUUGAUUCCUUCAACCUCAUCCUUUCCAAAAUCCUCAAAACCUUCAAAGUUGCCAGCGAGACCAGCAUAAAUGUUGUAUAACCAGGAUCAAAUUAAACUACUGUAACUACUUUUGGUAUUUUUAGAACUCAUCUGGAAAGGAAACAACAGUAUUAGUUUUAGCUCGAGUAAAGCAAAAGAUUUUAAUAAUUUCGCUGUCACCAAUGGACCCUUCCUAAUUGCCUAAAAACCAUUUGACACUUCAUUAUUGAUGACUCCCUUGGUGUGAACUCCACUUAAGCAGCCAUUAUUCUGCAAGGAUGACAGUUGCUCAUUUUCUCUAAUAUUUUUCUUUUUCAUGUUUGGCUGCUAACUAGCUAAUGACCAAAUCUUUUAAGCAACAAUCUUUCCACCACUUCUGAAAGUUAAAUCACUUAAGCUUAAUUAUUGCACAAGCAGAACACAAUUACAUACUCACUCUACUGUCCUUAUUUGUUGGGCACACACACAUCAAGAGCCAACAGCUUCCAUCUCUCCUUGAGGGACGUACAUAUCCUCCCACCAGCACAGGUGACAGCUUCACUUUCUUGAAUUUCAAAUUUUUCCUUUCCUCCUCAAGUUUUCCAGCACAUGAAGAUCAGUUCUUUUAACAACUGCUAAAAUUAAAUGUCUAUUAGUAAAUUAAAUGUGGUGUGUUAACCCCUUGGACUUCAUAGGAUUUUUCAACUUAAUGGUCAAAUUUCCAUUUUCCUCACAGACUUUCUGACUUUCCUGGACUCAAUACUUUCUGCAUUUUCUCUCUUACUAAUUGGCACCUCAAGGUUUAUUCUUUACAAUAGGCUGAUCUUGAAGCAAAAUCCCAUGCUGCCAUAAGACCAGCUUAAUCUUUAGUGUUAUAGGUUGGAACAGCUUGAAAAUGGAAACUGUGCCUUGGGAAAAAUAAUGGAACUACAACUAAAGGUGAAUACCUGAUGAAGAACUUAAAGAUGAAUGGGCACUCUUCAACCAAAGACUUGGCAACUCCACAUCAAGUCCAACCCCUCUAUCAAUUGAAACUCCAUCACCAGCACAGUAACUGGUUCUAAACUUUACAACACCAGUAAUGACUCAGACAACAGUGGCUGGACAUCACUUAUACUGUACUUGAAAGUUGAAAUGAGGAAUUAGUAUACCCUGAGAAAACAGGCAUUCACACAAUGACUCACUGAGAAGUACCUCCAGAAAUGGCUUCAUACUUUCACAAAAAAAAUAGUCCUGAAAAUUUCCGAUUUAACACAAACCCUUCACGGUACUGAAGCCCACACUAAAUAUGGAAAGCAUAAGAACUUUGUCAUCAAUCAUCAGCACAGAACUUUAAGGAACUUGGAAAUACAAGAAUAUCACUAAGAGGAGAGUCAACAAGACAGCAAAUUCCCUUGGCUCUCUUCAAAACUAAUGAGCACUAUAAUGAGUUCAGUGAAAUACUCAAAGAUGAGAUGAAGUUCAAAAGACUGAAGAACCCAACUGACACAAGAGAAAGGCUAUGCACAUCAUCAAGACUGGUAGUGUAACCGUGGGUGCCAUACACCUACCGACCAUCCCGGGUGACUAUGAAUUGGGUUACAUUUAUGGGAAUGUCAAGAGCCAUAGAUCAGUCAAACCCCAUCUCCAAAGUAUCUUAUCUGCAAAAGAUUUAAUACAAUCUUAGCAUCAUGUUCCUGACUGCUGGUCUCCAAUCUACUGCUGAAAUCCUAGAGCCAAUUAAGAACCUCCGACAUGACAUUAUUGCUUCCCCCGGAUGUUGAAUCGUACUUGUGUCCCUGUCAAUUAAACCAUCAAGUGGAAGCACCUCUGUAGAGGUACUUCCACUCCACAGAUGGAUAUCCUUAAACUCCCUUCAUACCCAACUGGAAAUAUGCACUGAGAGGGGGGGCCCCCUUCUCCACCCAAAGAGAACACAUGCUCGUACAGAAGGACGGCAUCACUAUGGGCUCCCUGUUGCUUUGCAAAUUUCUACAUGGGGUCAGAGAAAAGUGUUGUGGCAGGAUCACAAGCGAAGCAAGAAAGCAAGCAAAGCUCCCCACAGUUAUAUUAAUCGUACAGACUCUCAAAAAGACCCUCGGCCACACUUUCCCCUCUACGUUACUUUAUUCAACAGGAUAAUUGGCUCACCGAUAGAUAUAUACAGAAAUUUCACACUCUUGUACUUACCAUCAAUGACUGACUUCAGGGCUAGACACUGUGCCGCCCACUGGAUAAGGUCAUCGAGACACAACAACCACUGAAUUUCACUACCCAAGACAGACAAGCACCAAAACCAUACAACUCAAAAAAAAAAAAAAAAAAAAACAA
Molecule: messenger RNA, 16581 nt
Organism: Macrobrachium nipponense
Lineage: Eukaryota; Metazoa; Arthropoda; Malacostraca; Decapoda; Palaemonidae
Product: equilibrative nucleoside transporter 4-like
Biological process (GO): nucleoside transmembrane transport
Cellular component (GO): plasma membrane
Molecular function (GO): monoamine transmembrane transporter activity; nucleoside transmembrane transporter activity
Source: RefSeq, a predicted model, not a curated record